AUGGCGGCUGCAACAGCUACUGUGAAUACACCUCCUUCCUCUUCUCACGGAGCCCCAAUGGCAGAGAGGCCUCUCACAGCAGAGGAAGUCUUUGACAGCGUCGGCUCGGCCUAUGAAGACGCCUUUGCCGGUCUCCCCGAGCAGGCCUCUUCUCUUCAAUGGCUCAUACGUGAGCUCUCCAGGAGUGGCCGCACCCGUGCCAACAUCGUUGACGUCGGCUGCGGAACUGGCCGGCCGGCAUGCAGUACGCUCGCCGCUGCCGGUCACGAUGUCUUGGGCAUCGACAUAUCUGCUGCCAUGAUCGAAGCAGCACGCGAGCGCGUCCCAGAAGCUCGCUUUGAGCAGGUCGACGUGCGUGACUGGCUCGAUCGCACGUCGCCGCACUCACUCGACGCCGUUACGGUGUACUUCAGCCUUAUUGCUGAUGUCACUCAAGAUGAGAUUCGUUCAUUUAUCGCUGGCAUCUACCGUGUGCUUAAGCCUGGCGGCUUGUUUGUUUUCUCCACAGUUCCGGUGGAUGGAGAGAACAUGCAACUCAAGUGGAUGGGCAGGCCCGUGGUGGUCUCGAGCUUGCCACCCAAGACCGCCGUUCAGUGGAUACGCAGAGUUGGAUUCAAGGUUGAGCAUGAGAAGGUGACCAAGUUCUUGCCCAAGGCUGCGGAGGCAGGCAUUUGUAACGCUGAAGAUGUCUGGGAGGAACCACAUCUGUUUGUUUAUGCUAGGAAGCCAGGAAGCGCAUGA
Messenger RNA from Thyridium curvatum, 741 nucleotides. RefSeq lists its product as uncharacterized. Lineage: Eukaryota; Fungi; Ascomycota; Sordariomycetes; Thyridiales; Thyridiaceae. The record is from RefSeq and is a predicted model, not a curated record. The transcript has a single exon. Bases 1 to 741 code for a protein of 246 amino acids.